GCAGUGCGGAAGUUACGGUACUUCUUACUCCAUAAUCGGCUAUAUUUCAGUAUUGAAGCAGUUUUUGCGUCAGGACGAUGUCAAACGGACCUUCAGUAAAAGUCCGAGUGCUUCUUCAGCAGUGUUUACACGCAAAACUACAAGUAAAACCUGCAGAUGUGGACUCUGAGGCAGAAUGGGUUGAGAUUAAUCGUGGAAUGGUCAUCUACAUUUGCUUCUUCAAAGAGGCAGCUGAAGAUAUGAUCCCCAAAAUGGUGAACACCCUCCUAAAUGUAAAGCUGUGUGAGACUGAAUCUGGGAAAUACACCUCCGUUGUUGAUCUGCCUGGCAGCGUCCUCAUUGUACCUCAAGCGACACUGGGAGGGAAAGCGAGGGGGAAGUCCAUGCAGUACCACUACAACAUCGGUAAAGAGGAUGGUCAGAAACUCUAUACCAGUUUUGUCACUCACUGUGAAAAGGAGCUGAGUUUGGCCUCCAAGUGUACUGAGGCUGGCACAGAAGUCAAACAUGGGACCUACGGCAACAGACAAGUUCUGAAAUUGGAUACAAAUGGACCAUAUACUCACUUAAUGGAGUUUUGAGAAUUGUCGUCAAAUGUAUUAACUGCCCCAGGAAGGUGCACAAAUGGAGAAGCGGAAAUCUUUAUUAAUAAAUCUAAAAAUCAUUUAUCUUUGCUGUAGUUGAUGAUCCAUGUCUUGAUUUUAUGCCUCGUCACCCCCAUUUGAUUUAACUGCCACAUGGGAGCCUUGAUUACCAAGUGGCUCUGGGGUUUAUUGUUGAAUCAGGAAGUUUAAUGCACAUCAGUUACCAAAUAAAGGUAUCUUUCUUAGACCUAU
Neoarius graeffei (lesser salmon catfish) is the source of this 836-nucleotide messenger RNA. It is a transcript of the gene dtd2, whose product is annotated as D-aminoacyl-tRNA deacylase 2. NCBI's taxonomy places the organism in Eukaryota, Metazoa, Chordata, Actinopteri, Siluriformes, Ariidae. The transcript is spliced from 4 exons. The record is from RefSeq and is a predicted model, not a curated record. Gene Ontology annotation, molecular function: D-tyrosyl-tRNA(Tyr) deacylase activity. Gene Ontology annotation, cellular component: cytoplasm. Gene Ontology annotation, biological process: tRNA metabolic process. The coding region runs from base 78 to 581 and encodes 167 amino acids.